Molecule: messenger RNA, 1099 nt
Organism: Mercurialis annua (annual mercury)
Lineage: Eukaryota; Viridiplantae; Streptophyta; Magnoliopsida; Malpighiales; Euphorbiaceae
Product: protein SULFUR DEFICIENCY-INDUCED 1
Exons: 4
Coding region: 70-942 (290 amino acids)
Molecular function (GO): protein binding
Source: RefSeq, a predicted model, not a curated record
UAUUAUUCUCAUCACAACAUUAAUGCAAAAGCUAGUGUUGCAAACUAAGAAUUAAAGAGAAAAAAAUCAAUGGAAGGGAUUAUUAGCUCUAAGAGCAGCAGCAGCAAUGAUUUUCAUGUAAUUUACAAAGUUCCUUCUGGUGAUGGUCCUUAUGUUCAAGCCAAGCAUGCUCAGUUGGUUGAAAAGGACCCAGAAAAAGCAAUAGUAUGGUUUUGGAAAGCAAUAAAUGCAGGAGAUAGAGUAGACAGUGCACUGAAAGACAUGGCUGUGGUGAUGAAGCAAAUUGACAGAACUGAAGAAGCCAUUGAAGCUAUCAAAUCUUUUAGAAUCCGUUGCUCUAAGAAUGCUCAAGAAUCACUUGAUAAUGUCCUUAUUGACUUGUACAAGAAAUGUGGAAGGAUAGAGGAGCAAAUAGAACUACUAAAAAGAAAGUUAAGAAUGAUAUACCAAGGACAAGCCUUCAAUGGCAAACCCACCAAAACUGCACGCUCACAUGGCAAGAAAUUUCAAGUUUCUGUACAGCAAGAAGUCUCCAGAUUACUGGGUAACUUGGGCUGGGCCUACAUGCAGAAAUCGAACUACAUAGCAGCAGAAGUGGUUUACAAGAAAGCCCAAAUGAUCGAUGCGGAUGCAAAUAAGGCCUGCAAUUUGGGCUCUUGUUUAAUAAAGCAAGACCGAUAUGAUGAGGCCCAUGAAGUUGUUGAAGAUGUAAUAGAAGGUAGACUUGCUGGUUCAGAUGAUUUUAAAUCAAGAAAAAGAGCUAGGGAAUUGAUAAUGGAAAUUGAAUCAAAAUUACUGCCACCUGUCCUUACUGAUAUUUUGGAGACUGAUGAUUUUGUUAAAGGGCUUGAAGAAAUGAUGAAUCAAUGGGCUCCAUCUAGAUCAAAAAGGCUCCCAAUUUUUGAAGAAAUUUCUUCUUUUAUAGAUCAAAUUGCAUGUUAAUUUUGUUUUGAUUUUAAUUUGUGGGUGUGUUAGAGGUUGUAAUUGGUGUUGUAAAUCUAGUUGUGUGUUGAUAAAUAGGAAUAAAACAAUAUAAAAUGAGCCCAUUGUAAAAUAUUUACAUCUGUUUCCAUAAUCAAAAAUAAUUUGGGGUUUCUAA